Molecule: messenger RNA, 576 nt
Organism: Solenopsis invicta (red fire ant)
Lineage: Eukaryota; Metazoa; Arthropoda; Insecta; Hymenoptera; Formicidae
Exons: 2
Coding region: 1-576 (191 amino acids)
Source: RefSeq, a predicted model, not a curated record
AUGGAACGCCGCGUACGACGUCGUCCUCCGCAUGGGCCUUCCCCCCGGCUGCCACACGGUGUGGCUGCGGGGACCUCCUGGGAAGACGCGGUUACAAAGGUGGAGACAGCCUUGAAGUAUCUGGGUUUGAUCCUGGACGGCCGGUGGGGCUUCGUCGAGCAUUUCGACGACAUUGCCCCACGGUUGGGUCAGAGGGCCAAUGCCUUCAGAGGUCUGAUGCCCACUCUCCGGGGCCCGGGUAUAGGUGCGAGGUGCGUGUAUAUGCACGCAGUCAUGUCCGGGGCGCUAUACGGCGCCCCGGUCUGUUGCGAGGCGAUAAGGGCCAGCCGCAAGAUACAAAAGGACUUGCACUCAGUGCAAAGGCUGCUGGCCCUACGCAUUGCGCGCGCUUAUCGCACCUCUCCAAACAACACCACAAUGGUUCAGGCGGGAAUGCCGCCAUUGCAAUUCCUGGCAACGGCCCGAGCUACCAUGUACGCUCGGGUCAAAGCCUCCCGCCUACAGGGCAAAGACAUCGCCCCGAGAACCAUGGCGUCGUGGAGAGAGAGAGCCCGUCGGCGGGCGAUCGAGGAAUGA